AUGCCAAAAAUGGCAAGGCCCUCCUCAGGCCCCUCACUUCUCUCUCUCCUCCUCCUCUCUCUCCUCUUCCCAACCCUCAUUUCCUCCAGGCCACUUCAUCUCCAAGACCCUGAAUUGGUAGUACAAGAGGUACAAAGGAAUAUUAGCGACUCAGUGUCUAGGAGGAACUUGGGCUACUUGUCAUGCGGGACGGGCAACCCUAUCGACGACUGCUGGCGGUGCGACCCGAACUGGGAGAAGAACAGGCAGAGCCUAGCAGAUUGUGCGAUAGGGUUCGGAAAGAACGCCAUAGGUGGAAGAGACGGGAAGAUUUACGUGGUCACAGAUUCCGGCGACGACGACCCUGUGAACCCCAAGCCAGGAACCCUACGACACGCCGUCAUCCAAGAGGAGCCAUUAUGGAUCAUUUUCCAGCGCGACAUGACCAUCCAGCUGAAGGAGGAGCUGAUCAUGAACUCCUUCAAGACAAUCGACGGCCGGGGAGCGUCCGUACACAUUGCCGGUGGGCCAUGCAUCACCAUCCAGUUCGUGACCAACAUUAUUAUCCACGGACUGCACAUACACGAUUGCAAGCAGGGUGGGAACGCUAUGGUGAGGAGCUCCCCCAGUCACUUCGGGUGGAGGACCGUAUCGGACGGCGACGGCGUGUCGAUCUUCGGUGGGAGCCACGUGUGGGUGGACCAUUGCUCGUUGUCCAACUGCAAAGAUGGGUUGGUUGAUGCGAUUUAUGGGUCCACUGCGAUAACGAUUUCGAACAAUUACAUGACGCACCAUGAUAAGGUGAUGCUUUUGGGGCAUAGCGAUUCGUAUACCAAGGACAAGAACAUGCAAAUCACCAUUGCGUUCAAUCACUUUGGAGAAGGCUUGGUCCAAAGAAUGCCAAGAUGUAGGCAUGGAUAUUUCCAUGUGGUGAACAAUGACUACACCCAUUGGGAGAUGUAUGCCAUUGGUGGGAGUGCAGACCCUACAAUCAAUAGCCAAGGGAACAGAUUUGCUGCACCAGAUAUCAGAUCCAGCAAAGAGGUGACCAAACAUGAGGAUGCACCCGAAAGUGAAUGGAAGAAUUGGAACUGGAGGUCGGAAGGAGACUUGCUGCUCAACGGUGCGUUUUUUACGGCAUCAGGUGCCGGAGCUUCCUCAAGCUACGCCAGGGCUUCGAGCUUGGGUGCGAAGCCAUCUUCUCUAGUGGGUGCGAUUACCACGGCUUCCGGCGCACUCAGUUGCCGGAAGGGCUCUCGUUGCUGA
Molecule: messenger RNA, 1245 nt
Organism: Pyrus x bretschneideri (Chinese white pear)
Lineage: Eukaryota; Viridiplantae; Streptophyta; Magnoliopsida; Rosales; Rosaceae
Gene: PL
Product: probable pectate lyase 18
Exons: 4
Coding region: 1-1245 (414 amino acids)
Molecular function (GO): pectate lyase activity
Source: RefSeq, marked provisional